AUGAAAGCGGUCGUGUUCAAGGGACCUCACAAAGUGGUGAUUGAAGAUCGUCCGGUUCCUAAGAUCCAGGAAGAUGGAGAUAUCAUUGUCAAGGUGGAAUACACAGCUCUUUGCGGCAGUGAAUUGCACGUCUUCCGUGGCCACCAGGCUUCAGAGACCGACUUCAUCAUGGGCCACGAAUUCACCGGCAGAAUCACAGAAGUUGGCAAGUCCGUAACCACAUUCAAGAAGGGCGACUUGGUAGUCUCCCCCUUCACCACAUCCUGCGGCGAAUGCUUCUACUGCAAACACGGUUUCUCUUCCCGCUGCGAGAAAUCAUUGCUCUUCGGUUGCCCUAAACUGGAUGGCGGUCAAGCCGAAUACGUCCGCAUUCCCACCGCAGAAGGCACCAUUAUGAAAGCACCCGAAGGCGUCGAAGAACAAGCCCUCGUCCUCAUGGCCGACAUCUUCCCCACCGGCAUGUUCGCCGCCAAAAACGGAUUCAAGGAAUUGAGCAAAGAGGAAGCCGAGGAAAGUACCGUUGUGCUGCUCGGUCUGGGUCCCGUUGGUCUAUGUGCUCUGGUCAACAUUCUGGACUACAAGCCCAAGAAUCUUCUCGCCGUUGACAGUGUGGACAGCAGAUUGAAGCAAGCCAAAGACCUCGGAGCAGAGACUUGGAAUUUCAUGUCCGAUAGAGAGGGUUUGGAGAAGAGAGUCAAGGUACUUACUAAUGGCAGAGGUGCCGAUGUCGUUAUCGAAGUCGUGGGUCUGUCGCCUGCACUCAAACUCGGUUACGACCUUCUCAGACCUUGGGGUAUUAUUUCCAGUGUCGGUGUACACAAUGCAGAGAUCCCAUGGACGGGCAACCAGGCUUACAACAAGAACCUUCGUGUACAGAUGGGUCGUUGCCCCGUCCGUUCGAUCUUCGCAGAGGCACUGGAGAAGCUCAAGCAAAAGCAGCACUUGCUUGGAUUCAUGUUUGAGAAGGUCAUGCCGCUCUCAGAGGCUCUCGAAGGCUAUGAUCUCUUCGACAAGAUGAAGGUGCAGAAGGUUGUGUUUGAGCCUAGCAAGUAAGCAAGGGUAGUGGCCGGUGUUUGGGAGAUACUUCUUGGAUGAAUUGGAAGGCUCGAUAGCUUUGGCAAUUGGCUGCCUGUGUGUAUAGUUAGUUUUGGCGGAUCAUCAGCGAAGUGGCAGGGUGACAACUAAUCGUGUGUUCCAUUUGUUUUGUUAAAUUGUUAAAUUGUUAUUCGAGCCGAGCAAUAACAAGUACUGGCAGCAAAGAGCUCCUAUCGUUUUGAGCAGCAAGCAAAUUCCACCCAAUCCCUAAC
This is a messenger RNA of Aureobasidium pullulans EXF-150, 1307 nucleotides long. RefSeq names its product alcohol dehydrogenase. NCBI's taxonomy places the organism in Eukaryota, Fungi, Ascomycota, Dothideomycetes, Dothideales, Saccotheciaceae. Bases 1 to 1053 code for a protein of 350 amino acids. The transcript has 4 exons. Gene Ontology annotation, molecular function: zinc ion binding; oxidoreductase activity. The record is from RefSeq and is a predicted model, not a curated record.